GAGACGCGCGCACCUCACGGCGAGCCCCCACAGUUCAUUAGGCUCUCCUCAAGACAGCAAGAAAGACCUUGUCAAAAAUACAAACAAACAAACAAUAUAAGAGUAAGAAGAAGGAGGAAUAAAUAGGAGCGUUGAAAGGAGUGACUUUCCACGGAGCGCAUGAACGCGUGGGUGCGAGACGCACUCUGAAUAUACGCCGAAGAAUGCAAGCCAGAAAAUCGUGAGUGUCCUAAAUAUUUUUAUUUAUUUAAUGGACUUUUUUUUUUUUUUUUUUACCUGAAACGGAUUUUCCAAACACCCACCGAUUGCACAACAAGGAAAAUUUAAAAAGCAAGACUGUCAUAUCGGAGAUUGACCUUGAUGGAGGAUUAUGAGAGCUGGACACUUUGACAAUGAUGCUUUCAACUUAAUAUUUUUAUUAAUAUAAGUAUCUAACUUUUUUUUUGUAACAGUCACCCACGUGGAAACACUGGCUGGCUUUUACCAAUCUGCAGUGAAAGACAUUGAAGAAUAUAACAGACAGCAGCAGUGGGUUUCGAUCCUGGGGGCCGAUAUAGUCAAGUGGAAACGCCUGGAGUACCAUUAAACAAAUCAGAUAAAUGUACUGCGAAAGCCGUCGAUAGCCGUUAUUGACUAGGUGCUAUAUAAGGCUAAUGACUGGACUGGGGGGCCAGAACGUGACAAAGCCAGGCAGUAAACGUGGUUGGGAAACUUUCCCAGAAGGUCGACAGCAGAGUAAUAACAGCUUUUUAUUCUGUUUUUGAAUGCACCAUGUAAUGGAUGUACUGCUAAUUGGACCAAUGCGUGGUGAGUGCUGAUAGUUGUCAAGUUUCUAAACAGCGAAAGCAAGGAUGGCGGUUCCGACCAGGCGCCUACGGUCAACCCGGGUGACGGGAGAAGCUGAUAGGGGAUGGCCAACCUUUCAGUCCUGAGAUCUGACCCUGGCGCGACUGUAACGGGCCGGUGGGAUGUGAUGGGGUGACUGCUCACGCCUCCCCACCCCGAUCCCUAAAUUCCCACCCACCCUGGAUAAGGUUUGCUUCAACAAUGGAUCACAAUUUCUCAAUGGUUCAAGACGGCAAACAGCUGUUGCUUGAGCGUGACUCGUCCAAACGGGUUCUGACAGGAUGCUUCCUCUCCCUCCUCAUCUUCACAACGCUGCUGGGCAACACGCUAGUGUGCGUGGCCGUCACCAAGUUCCGCCACCUACGCUCUAAGGUCACCAACUUUUUCGUCAUCUCCUUGGCCAUCUCUGACCUCCUGGUUGCCAUCCUGGUGAUGCCUUGGAAGGCUGCAACAGAGAUAGUAGGUUUCUGGCCCUUCGGCGCCUUUUGUAAUGUUUGGGUGGCAUUCGACAUCAUGUGCUCCACCGCCUCUAUCUUGAAUCUUUGCGUGAUCAGCGUGGACCGCUACUGGGCCAUCUCCAGUCCCUUCCGCUACGAGCGUAAAAUGACCCCCAGAGUGGCGUGUCUGAUGAUUAGCGUGGCGUGGACGCUGUCCGUUCUCAUCUCUUUCAUCCCGGUUCAAUUGAACUGGCACAAAGCUCAGACCACCAGCUACGCCGAAAUCAACGGAACGUACCCUGGUGAGCCGCCCCCUGACAACUGCGACUCCAGCCUCAACCGGUCUUAUGCGAUAUCUUCAUCCCUCAUCAGCUUCUACAUCCCUGUGGCCAUCAUGAUUGUCACGUACACCCGCAUUUACCGCAUCGCCCAAAAACAGAUAAGGAGGAUAUCCGCCCUAGAGAGGGCGGCAGAGAGUGCCAAAAACCGCCACAGCAGCAUGGGGAACACAUCCAACAUAGAAAGCGAAAGUUCGUUCAAAAUGUCAUUUAAGCGAGAAACCAAAGUGUUAAAGACGCUUUCGGUCAUCAUGGGGGUGUUUGUAUGCUGCUGGUUGCCCUUCUUCAUUCUCAACUGCAUGGUUCCCUUCUGCGAGACUAACCUCUCCGAUGAUGGUAACGACUUCCACUGCAUCAGCCCGACCACCUUCGACGUGUUUGUGUGGUUCGGCUGGGCCAACUCGUCGCUCAACCCCAUCAUCUACGCCUUCAACGCCGACUUCCGCAAGGCCUUCUCUAUCCUGCUAGGCUGCCACCGUCUCUGCCCUGGCAGCAACACCAUCGAGAUCCUCAGCAUCAACAACAACGCCGGCGCGCCCCUUCCCAACCCCGGCUGCCAGUACCAGCCAAAAAGCCACAUCCCAAAGGAGGGCAACCACUCGGUGGGGUGCGUGAUGCCCCACAGCAUCCUGUGUCAGGAAGAGGAAUUACAGAAGCUGGAUGGAGGCAUCAUGGACGAGAUGGAGGUAGGUGUAGUAAACAAUGCCUUGGACAGACUAUACCCGGCGGUCUCGGGGAAUUUAGACAGUGACAUGGCAAUCUCUUUGGAAAAGAUCACCCCCAUAACGCAGAACGGACAGCAUAACGCCAUGUCCUGUUGAACACUCGGAACAGACAUCUUGCCUGACAGCGAAAUAGUGAGUGUGUUACAUCCUUCAGGACCUUCUGACUGUCUACAUAUACGUAAAAAAAGCCUGAAUGUUUCCAAGUUAAAUGCACUUUAUCCCUGGCAAACACACUGCAAAAAUACCGUGUGAACGCAGACCAUCACAUGCACAUGGAUGCAUUUUUUCACCUCUAUAUUUAAGAUGCAUACAUGUACAUCCUGUACAAUACAGAUGGAACUUAAACAGAGGAAAUGUAGAAAACGUUAGCAAAAUUUGUUGUUUAAUGCAGUUGAUAUCUUAUUAUGUUUUCGUUGCAGUACAAAUAUGGUAUUUUACUUUGGAUAGUGAACCUUUGCAGGAAGCCAAAAGAUUAGGGGUCGGUGUGCGUUUUUUAAUUUAGCUCUGUUGGGCAAGUAACUAUACAUGUAAUUGAUUGACGAAGCAUGUUAUUUUAUUUAUUUUUGAAAAUUUAUUCAUCAAAACUAAAGUCAUGUGCAGUGAACUCAUGCAUAUUUGCCAUUUAAUAAUUGACGUAUUAGUGUUUUUUUUUGUGUGUGUGAAACUAUUCUUUGUUCUUUGCUGAAAAAGUCACGUAUUUGCUGCUGUCAUGCCACUUUGAUGCCAUCUUAAUGUCAAGAAAAAUAGUUAUAUUUUGAUAUAAAGCAGCACUGGGGGCGUAAAAUUCAAUCCAAAUGCAGGGUUCACUGUACAUCAAGAACUAAAAACAGGUUGCACUGCACACAUACUGAUUUUUUCAGAACUACAGGAAGCUAGCUGUCUCCAUUGCAGUUGCAAACUUACUGAUAUUGUGGUAAGCCAUUUUGUUGACACGCAAUAUAAAUCAGUCACUCCACACAUUUAAGGAGAAAGUGAAACCACAUUAUCGUCAAUCAAAAGAAUAUUUUUUCAGAGAAAUCAUUUGAACGGAAGCGUGCAAAUUGCUCCAAUUAGAGAUUAUCAGUAUGUGUGUGAGCUUUUUUGGGAUGGGAUUUUCAAGUAUCAUCUCUGUGAUAAUGUUCACAAGGCACCAAGUUGCUAUUGUGAAGGCUCCAACACAAUUUCUUCCCUUAGGUUUGUUGACCCUCUUCUUCCCUGUUAUCCCUUUUCUUAUCAUACGGAGUAAGAAGACUCUUCCAGACCCCUUAUUUUUCAUUAAAAAAGUUCAGCCUCUACCUUCAUUUAGUUUCUUGUUCUCUUAAUGCAGGGGUCGGCAACCCGUGCUUUGAGAGCCGCAUGCGGCUCUUUAGCGCUACCCUAUUGGCUCCCUGGACCAUUUUCAAAAAUGGUGCUACACUUAUAUAAAUGGUGUUACACUUAUAUAGCGCUUUUCCACCUUUCAAGGCGCUCAAAGCGCUUUAUGUUGAAAUGUUUGAAAAUGGAAAAAAAUGGUUGCGGGAAAUAUACUGCUAUUUUUUGUAUUGAUAUGGUUUCUGUAUAGGGUUGUUCCGAUCAUGUUUUUUUUUGCUCCCGAUCCGAUCCCGAUCGUUUUAGUUUGAGUAUCUGCCGAUCCCGAUAUUUCCCAAUCCGAUUGCUUUUUUUUUUUUUUGCUCCCGAUUCAAUUCCAAUCAUUCCCGAUAAUUUUUCCUGAUCAUAUACAUUUUGGCAAUGCAUUAAGAAAAAAAUGAAUAAAACUCGGACGAAUAUAUACAUUCAACAUACAGUACAUAAGUACUGUAUUUGUUUAUUAUGACAAUAAAUCCUCAAGAUGACAUUUACAUUAUUAACAUUCUUUCUGUGAGAGGGAUCCACGGAUAGAAAGACUUGUAAUUCUUAAAGGAUAAUGUGACUUUGUAUAUUGUGACUAAAUAUUGCCAUCUAGUGGAUUUUUAUGAGCGUUCAGUAAAUGAUACUGCAGCCAUUUAACUUCUGCCCAAAUGAAUGAUGGGAAGUGCAACCAUGACUGUGCGUAAUGUUACCAAUUGGUACAUCUUGUCAGCGUUGGGAAAUAAAAUAGGGUGUUAAGAAAAAGAUGAACUACUACCUUUCUUCCCUUGUUAGCUCUAUGUAUACGUAAUACGAUGCCAUUAUAGAUUGAACGUGAAUACGCGUGAGUGGGUAGUGCAGCGCAUGCGUUAAUUGCGUUCAAUAUUUUAAUGUUAUUAUCGCCGUUGACGCGAUAAAUUUGACAGCUCUACUUUAAGCCAAAACUAAAGACUCUGGAUGAGUGUAAGACAUCUUGUCUGUAUUGUUAAAUACAAUUAGAAAACGAUUUAAUUAAAAAAA
Molecule: messenger RNA, 4671 nt
Organism: Corythoichthys intestinalis (scribbled pipefish)
Lineage: Eukaryota; Metazoa; Chordata; Actinopteri; Syngnathiformes; Syngnathidae
Gene: drd1b
Product: dopamine receptor D1b
Exons: 1
Coding region: 1048-2442 (464 amino acids)
Biological process (GO): vasodilation; adenylate cyclase-activating adrenergic receptor signaling pathway; G protein-coupled dopamine receptor signaling pathway
Cellular component (GO): plasma membrane
Molecular function (GO): dopamine neurotransmitter receptor activity, coupled via Gs; G protein-coupled receptor activity
Source: RefSeq, a predicted model, not a curated record